AUGAACCCCAACUCCGCAGUGACCUUGGACUCGCUACCCAACGAAAUAUUCGUCCAAAUCCUAUCCGACUUCUCAACUCGGGCACUACUUCCACUCACAUCAGUCAACCACCGAUUCCAUGCCUUGGUCCUAAGAAUCCUCCACUACCGUCUGCUCCUAAGCACACCACUCAAGGAAUACGAAUUACUGCUGGAAUGUUUUCACCCUAGCUCAAAGCUCACCGAGCCGCACCUCUUUUGCAAAUACCUCGGUACGGAUGGACUGAGCGAGCGUCAUGAUGGCGCAGGUUCGUUAUACGAGAAUGUCGAUACAGCCCACCAGCUGGGUAGAGUGACAAAGCUAUAUUCUCGCUUCCGUCCAGAGGUAAUCAAACACGAAGAACAAGGCACAAAUGGCCCCAAGUUCGGUUUCUCGCCAGGUAGGAUGCUUCUGUUGUCCGGGGUAGUGGGGUUCAUACGGGCUGACAUAAAUGGGGGUCGAGAGGGCAAGGGAGAUGAUGCAGUGAUACGUGAGGUUACUUUAGAUGGAUAUGAGGAUUUCUCACAGUUAUGCGUGGUCGCCAAUCUAGUGCAAGUCAAGCCGGGGACGUCGUUGCUGUUGAGUGCAUCGACUAUUGAGGACGGGGUAAUUCGGUUAUGGAGAGAGUGGUUGCGUGAUCAAAGUGGAGAGAUAAAGAAGACUUCGGAGACUGACUUGGAAGAGGGCUCCGAAAAGGCUUCGGUGUGUUCCGAUGAGGAUAUACUGUGGGUGGAUAUAAGCAAAACCGUUGGGCUGAAAAUGCGUGUGCGGCCAAAGGCGUGGGAUCCGUCUUUCCCAGUGCUUGUACAUCAGGAUGAUCGGAAUGAUGAGUCUUGGGUUGGGUAUGAGAUUAUUUUGCAAGGUGAGUUGCUGCUACCGUUGAGAGGAUCCCGUAUUGACUUGAUAGAACUACACAUCCGCUCUACGCGCUUGCUGCUAGCUGUCGAGCAGUCGAAGGAAGAGCAGAAAAUCCAUCGAACUAACGCAAUAGUGAUUGGGGCUGCCCCAAUCUUAGUAUCUUGA
Messenger RNA from Penicillium concentricum, 1041 nucleotides. RefSeq lists its product as uncharacterized. Bases 1 to 1041 code for a protein of 346 amino acids. The transcript has 2 exons. The record is from RefSeq and is a predicted model, not a curated record. Lineage: Eukaryota; Fungi; Ascomycota; Eurotiomycetes; Eurotiales; Aspergillaceae. Gene Ontology annotation, molecular function: protein binding.